Molecule: messenger RNA, 1668 nt
Organism: Nymphalis io (European peacock)
Lineage: Eukaryota; Metazoa; Arthropoda; Insecta; Lepidoptera; Nymphalidae
Gene: NGR-A16
Product: orexin/Hypocretin receptor type 1-like
Exons: 7
Coding region: 1-1668 (555 amino acids)
Biological process (GO): feeding behavior; G protein-coupled receptor signaling pathway
Cellular component (GO): membrane
Molecular function (GO): orexin receptor activity
Source: RefSeq, a predicted model, not a curated record
AUGUUAAGAAUAAUAUUAUUUGUCAUAAUCAUCAUAGGAAAAAUUAAUUAUAAUAAUGCAAAAGAGGCAAAAAGUAUCAAUAUAAUUGAAGACAAAUUUAUAAAUAGUAUUAACAAAAAUGAUCUCAUUAUUAGUAGUUUUAAUAAAGAUAACAUAAGAUCUAAAAGAAGUCUCAGAAAUGAAGAAGAAGGCGAAAGCGUUGAUGAGAUGAAAAAUAAAAGCAAAACUGUUGAAGAAAUAAUACAGAACGUAACAGAGAAAUGCGUAGGUGACGCGGAAUACUGUAACAUGACAAAAGAGGAUUACAUAGCGAUGUUAAACGAUUAUAUAUAUCCACAAACUUAUGAAUGGGUGCUAAUAGGUACCCAUACAGCUGUCUUCAUCGUCGGUCUAGUUGGAAAUACACUUGUUUGCGUAGCAGUUUAUAGAAAUCAUUCGAUGCGAACUGUGACGAAUUACUUCCUUGUGAAUUUAGCGGUGGCUGAUUUCAUGGUGAUUUUAUUCUGUUUACCGGCGACUGUUUUAUGGGAUGUGACGGAGACUUGGUUUUUAGGAGACGCUCUGUGCAAGAUACUGCUUUAUUUCCAGUCAGUAUCAGUGACGGUGUCAGUGUUGACACUGACAUUCAUCUCAAUAGAUCGCUGGUACGCCAUUUGCUAUCCACUCAAGUUCAAAUCGACGAUCAACCGCGCGAAGACCGCCAUCUUUGUCAUAUGGGCUGUAUCUUUACUGUUCAACACUCCUGAACUGGUAGUACUGACAACAGUGAAGACAGUUCCCCUCCGCUUUGAGUUGGAAUACCUCGUCCAAUGUACAGCAAUAUGGUCAUCAACUAGCGACCUUGUGUGGCAUAUCAUUAAAGUUGUUUUUAUUUACACAAUACCUCUUGUUUUGAUGACGAUAGCGUAUCAUCAGAUCGUUCGCAUUCUUUGGAGUUCUGAAAAGAUACCGGGUCACGCGGAAACCACAAAGCUUGCUCCAGCAGAACAAACACAACUGAGCUCACGUCGAAAGGCAGCGAAAAUGCUAGUGGCUGUUGUCAUCAUGUUCGCCGUUUGUUAUUUUCCAGUUCAUCUGCUGUCCGUGCUCAGAUAUAUCCUAGAUAUGAAACAAAAUGACGUCAUCACCUUUCUCGCUCUUAUAUCGCAUGUCCUCUGCUACGCAAAUUCUGCUAUAAAUCCAUUGAUUUACAACUUUAUGAGCGGUAAAUAUCGAAGAGAAUUCCACCGAGCAUUCUGCUGUUCAACAGGACUCGCCCAAGAUACGCUGACAACAAUGACUUGCUUAACAACAUCGAAGAAGAAAUACGAACAGCCACCCGAGAAACUUUCACGUUGCGACCACAUGUCAUUAAAACAUCAAAACCCAAGCCGCGGUCCCAUAUCAAGACAUAACUUCGACCACAUGUCGUUAAAAGAACAAGGAUGCGACCAUACUAAGUGUAAUGGUCAUUGUGGUCACAUGUCGUUAAAAUGUCUUAAAUGCGAUACAAAAUUAGAUAAAACUUGUGACCAUAUGAUCUCAAACUGCCACAAAUUUGACCGCGGAAACUUAAAAGGACAAAAUUGCGAUCACAUGUUACAUGAUCAAAAAUGUAAUUUAAUGAACAACGGUCAAAGACGUCACAAGAAUAUCUGUACUUAUAAUAAUAAUUGUUCUAAAACAUAA